UAUUGUUGACUCAGUGAUUUUUCAUUUGUUUUUCACUGAUGUUAGUCAGAAUUGUUCUAUAUUUAGACAGAGUUUGUGUUGCUAUUUUUGUCAACAACUGGUAGGCAUAGGGGGUUCCAGCCUGGCAAGUGCACAAUGUACUUUUCAUAGUUAAGAAGGAAAAUACAUUCAAUUUAUUUAACUGGAUUUCUCCACUAAGACACAAAAAAUCUACCAGUGUUUAAAUAUUUUGAGAUGGAGGUGUUGUACCAAAGACAAGGUGAAAUGAUAAGUGGCUGUGUGCAUUGUCCACCUGCACCAUUUGUGCAUCAAGUGAGGUUGAACAAUGUUACCUGGGAGGUACCUGAAAAAUACAAGCCCUUGAAGCUAGUGGGCUCAGGGGCUUACGGACAGGUCUGUUCUGCUGUGGAUACUCAGAGAAACACCAAAGUGGCCAUCAAAAAAUUGGCCCGGCCAUUCCAGUCUGCCAUCCACGCCAAGAGAACGUACAGAGAACUCCGCAUGUUAAAGCACAUGAACCAUGAAAAUAUUAUUGGACUUUUGGAUGUGUUCACAGCAACUACAAAUUUUGAUGACUUCAAUGAUGUAUAUUUGGUGUCUCCAUUAAUGGGAGCAGAUCUUAACAACAUCAUCAAGACACAAACACUCAGUGACGACCAUGUACAGUUCCUAGUUUAUCAAAUCCUACGGGGACUUAAGUAUAUACAUUCAGCAGGAAUCAUACAUAGGGACCUCAAACCUAGCAAUAUAGCUGUCAAUGAAGACUGUGAAUUAAAGAUUCUGGACUUUGGUCUGGCGCGGCACACAGAGGACUCCAUGACAGGUUAUGUGGCUACCAGGUGGUACCGAGCUCCCGAAAUAGUCCUCAACUGGAUGCACUAUAGUCAGACAGUGGAUAUUUGGUCGGUGGGAUGUAUUAUGGCAGAAAUGUUGACAGGCAAACCUCUAUUUCCUGGAACAGAUCAUAUAGACCAGCUGACCAGAGUGUUGUCACUAGUAGGAACUCCUAAUCAGACACUUCUAGACAAAAUCAACAGUCCAGAGGCUAGGAAUUAUGUGGCAUCAAUGCCAAAAUGGCCAAAGAAAGAUUUCAGAGAAGUGUUCAUUGGGGCUAAUCCACAUGCAAUAAAUUUGUUGGAACAGAUGUUAGAUUUGGAUGCAGACACACGUAUCACGGCAACGGAAGCCCUCGCACACCCUUACUUAGCUCAGUAUGCAGAUCCUAGUGACGAACCGACUGCCGAAGCUUAUGACCAAUCAUUUGAAGACAUGGAACUCACUAUACCGGAAUGGAAAGUUAAAGUUUAUGAAGAAGUGGUGAAUUAUAAGCCACAGUGAUGUCCCCUGUUCAUCUAGCUGACUCAUCCAUAGAUCUCUCUCUGUACAGAAUAUCCUGUUCUUGAUAUUAGGGCUCAAUCAUAAAACUUCAACGUGCAACAUCUGGAAUCCAUCGUUAUCACAGAAAAAAUACUUUGUCAUUAAAAAGUAACAUGUAUCAUUGAAAUUAACUUGGGUCAUUAAAUUUACUUGUUUGGAUGCAAUUAUUUUUUUUGUAAAUUUUAAGAUAUAUGUUAUAAAAAUUUAACAGUUGAUGCUAGCUCGUUAGACAGGGCAUUUGUACACAGUAUUUGUUGCAUAAAGUCUUUUCAAUUUGCGCACAGAAAAGAUUCAUGAAAAUAGUAUUUUAGCAUAGUCAUGCAUGAUUUUCCUUAAAUUUGAUUUUGAAUAUCAUUUUCUCUUAUGUGCAAAGUAAAAUUCUUUAAAAAAUCAUGCUCAUUAUUCUUAUUAAAGAAAUUUUUUUUAUAUAUGUCAUGUUAAAAAAAAAAAAUAAUUGAAGACAAUGGAAAAUAUGUAGCCUUCAGUUUGUUUCAUGAACAUAUGCCAAACAAUUAGUGUGUGAAAAAUUAAAAUGCUUUCUAGAUUAGCAGGUUAUGUGUUUGUUUCGAAGAAUUAUGUUUAACAUUUUUAUUUACAUGUACAUUUUAAGAGAGCUAUUUUUGAGUUGCUAUCUUCAAAUGGAACAACAUAUCGUGUUCUCACAACUGUACCUCAGUCAAUACUUAAUAUUACAUGUACGUCAAAUUUGCAGUAGAUUUUUAUCUUGCGAAACUGAUUUUAAAAAUAGACAAAUAAUUUAAAUUUUUUUGACACAAUGCUAGCUGUCUAUGUGAGCUACAAUUUAAGAACUGCCUGAACUUGAUUUAAUUGAAAAUUAAAUGGUGCUGUAUUGGCGUAAAUCAGUUAAACGGAAUUAAAUGCUUAAGUGAUGAGAUUGUCUGCUACAAUAUUUCUGUUUUAUAAGUAUUUAAGGGUAUAUGAAGUGUAUUAUAUUUAUAAUACUAUUUUAAGGUUUAAGCUAGCUUUACUUGCAUGUUUAUAUUAAAAAAAAAAAACCCAAACAGCAUGCUGUAUUCCUUACAUGGUGUGGUUCGUGACUUGCAAUAUGAAAUUUAUGAAUAUAUGAAUUACAUUUUAAUGAUAGAUUGUCAAAUAUUCAAUUCUUUAAAAUAAGUGUUCGAAAAUAAAAUCUGAUAAAUAUGUUACACUGUGUCCAUGAUAAAAUUUGAAUUAAUGAAUGAGUUGGUUGUAAUGGAUAAAAAGCUUUAUUUUUUUUAAUAAUGAAUUUUGAAAUUAUGCUCUAGAGUUGUAGACUUAAAAGUCAAUGAGGAUUUUUUACCAUUUAAUUUUUUUUUCUCACUAUUCUUUAAAAGUGAAAGUUAACUUUGUAUAGCAUUAAUUUUGUUCAUGCAGACAGAGGCUUUGAUAAACAUCCUUGCCUGCAUAUUUGAGCUUUGGCUGAAUAUCUUUAAGAUGGCUGACUGAUCUUUAUGCAAUACUGUAUCCACAUCUUACAAGACAGUGGGUAGAUUUUUUGUAGUGCUGAACUAUGUGUCAAUGGACACAGUUGUUAAAUCUCAUUACUUCCCUUUGUUAAUAAUGGUUGCCGAUGUCUUGUUGUCAAAUUUGAAACUUUCUGUUGAGUUUGAUAGAUUUUUAAAAGAAAAUCCUCAUUAUGAUGUGGCAGUUGAUUUAUACAUACCUAUAUUUUUCAUGCUUUCAAAUUUUUAUGAAUGAAAAAAGUGUGCUAUUGAAAUAACUUGUAGAAGUGACAUUUUAUAAUCUUUGAAGUCAUUUUUGUAGCGAUAUUUUUUUUUCUAGUUCUUCAAUUUAUAACUUGAAGAUUGAUCUUAUUGUGAACACAUAAAGAUGUGCAUACAUAUGUUCACUGUUCCAUCAUAAUAUGUACAGAAAUAGCACAAAUAAAUCUGUUCUUUUUUAAACUGA
Saccostrea echinata is the source of this 3285-nucleotide messenger RNA. Its product is annotated as mitogen-activated protein kinase 14A-like. The coding region runs from base 235 to 1338 and encodes 367 amino acids. The record is from RefSeq and is a predicted model, not a curated record. Gene Ontology annotation, molecular function: MAP kinase activity; ATP binding. Gene Ontology annotation, cellular component: cytoplasm; nucleus. Lineage: Eukaryota; Metazoa; Mollusca; Bivalvia; Ostreida; Ostreidae. The transcript is spliced from 12 exons. Gene Ontology annotation, biological process: protein phosphorylation; intracellular signal transduction.